Messenger RNA from Candidula unifasciata, 2785 nucleotides. Lineage: Eukaryota; Metazoa; Mollusca; Gastropoda; Stylommatophora; Geomitridae. The record is from the annotation of a GenBank genome assembly.
UAUUAUGGAAAUCAUGAAAGCUGGCAAAGAUGGUGAUUUGUUGAAGAAGUUGCUGAUACCAAACCUAGAUUAUGGUCCAGCAAUUAUUGACCAUGUUUUGCUGGGAGCAGGAUUCCCUGAAAAUGUCAAAAUUGGAAAAGGGUUUACGUUAGAUGCUGACUUUCCUAGACUGAUGAGUGCAAUACAUGAAGCUGAAGACCUGCUGAAGAAGUUCAUGGCAGAGCCUUGCAAGGGCUACAUCAUUAAAAAGAAGGAUAGAAAACCUAACCCACAGCCUGGUGAGGAGGAAGAGAUUUGGUUAUAUGAGGAGUUCCACCCAUAUCUGUAUCGACAGCACAGUAAAAUGGCUGUUUCAGAGUUUGACAGAUUUGAUCAGGCUAUUGAUGAGUUCUUUUCUAAAAUUGAAAGUCAGCGAAUGGAUCUAAAGAUAAUUCAGCAGGAGAAAACAAUUCUUAAAAAACUGGAGCAUGUUAAGAAGGACAAUGAAAAACGAAUAGAAGGUUUGCAAAAAGAGCAGGAGACUGAUAUCCAGCGUGGACAGCUGAUUGAAAUGAACUUGGAUUUGGUUGAUAAAGCCAUCCUAAUUGUAAACAGUGCCGUGGCCAACCAGAUUGACUGGACGGAGAUCUGGAACCUGGUCAAGGAAGCCCAGAUAAAUGGUGACCAUGUUGCUAAUGCUAUCAAAGCUCUGAAGCUGGAUAGCAACCAGAUUACUCUGCUUUUACAUGAUCCGUUUGCUGCAGCCGACACAGGAACUGAACAUCUGAAGCCAAUGAGGGUGGACAUUGAUCUCGGUCUUAGUGCUUAUGGAAAUUCCAAGAAAUAUUUUGACAAGAAAAGACAAGCGGCCAAGAAGCAACAGAAAACAGUGGAAGCUUCCAAGAAGGCGCUGAAAUCAGCUGAAAAGAAAACAAAACAGACACUGAAGGAGGUUGCAACAGCUGCCAGCAUUAACAAAACCAGAAAGACUUUCUGGUUUGAGAAGUUUCUGUGGUUCAUUAGCUCUGAGAACUACUUGGUUAUUGGAGGUCGAGACCAGCAGCAGAAUGAGUUGAUAGUCAAGAGGUAUUUGAGGCCAGGUGACCUCUAUGUACAUGCUGACCUUCAUGGAGCCAGUAGUUGUGUUAUAAAAAAUCCAGGAGGAAACCCUGUGCCACCAAAAACAUUAAACGAGGCUGGGACUAUGGCAAUCUGCAACAGUGCCGCCUGGGAUUCAAAGGUCGUAACCUCCGCCUGGUGGGUUUAUCAUGACCAGGUGUCCAAGACUGCCCCCAGUGGAGAAUAUCUGACCACUGGCAGCUUUAUGAUCAGAGGAAGGAAAAAUUUUCUUCCGCCAUCAUACCUCAUCUAUGGCUUUGGAUUCAUGUUUAAGCUAGAAGAUGGCAGCGUAGAGCGGCAUAAAGGAGAAAGAAGAGUAAAGGUAACUGACGACGAUGCCAUGUCAGUGACAGAUUCAGCAGCAGCCUCGAUACAGGAAAGCGAUGACAUAGACAUAGAUAUUAGUGAUGGCAGCAGCAGUGAAGCAGAGGAAGAAAGUGCCACCGCAUCCAAUGACCCUUCACAUCAUACAGAUGUUGGUAAUGGUGAAAAUAAUGAAGAGACCUCACAGAUAAAUGAUGAGAACAUCUCAGAGGAAGGUGACGCAGAGGUGAAGUCUGAGCCAGCUGUUGAUAAAGUACCUACAUCUGAGGCGAAAGUCAGCAGUGCUGACACAGAGAAGGAGAAAGGGGAUGUUCAAAGCUUUGAGUUUCCAGACACCAGCAUUAAUUUGCUACAUGUCAAGGGAGAUAAAUAUGAACUACACAGAGAGUGGAGUACGGCCAGUACAAACAGUGACAAGCCAGAUACCUUCUUCCUUGGUGAUGGUAUGCCAGUGACACUUGGAGAGAAGAUCUCCAGUAAAAGUGGCAAGCUGUCAGCCAAGCAGAGAAGGGAUAUGAAAAAGCAGAAGAAGGGUCCAACAAACGACAAAAGUCAAAGUGAGGAUGAGGACAAGGUCUCACAAGAUCCUGAUGGAGCAACAAUUGAUGCUGAGGUAGAAUCUGACAGCAGAGAUAAAUUUAAGCCAGACAACUCAUCGUGUAGCCAGGCAGGUCAGCCAAAAAGAGGUCAGCGAGCAAAAAUAAAGAAAAUCAAGGAGAAAUAUGCAGACCAAGAUGAGGAAGAGCGGAGACUCAAAAUGGAAAUAUUGGCAUCUGCAGGACCACAAAAAGAUGAUAAAAAAGCCAAAGGCAAAAAGGGCAAAGGUCAUGAAUAUCCAAAACAGCAGAAGCCUAAUCAAGGUCCAAAGGCUGCUGCUCAGAAAAAUCAUGCUCAGAAAACACCAGAAAGUCAUGAUCAUGUGCCAGAUUUAGAUGUGGCUGAUGAACUAGACAAGAUAACAAUAGCAAAUGAACCAGGUGAGGAGACCAUCUCUGCAGCAACACACAAACAGGACCCUGAUUCUGAUGGAGAGAAGGAUGAGGAAGCCAAUACUGGAAGUGAUGAAACAGUGCUUAACUCUUUGACUGGUAUUCCAUUACCUGAGGAUGAGAUUUUGUUUGCUGUUCCUGUGUGUGCUCCAUACAGUGCCUUACUCAACUACAAGUACAAAGUGAAACUUAUGCCCGGCUCUGGAAAGAAAGGAAAAGCUGUGAAAACUGCUCUCAACAUGUUUGUCCAUGAAAAGACAGCAACAAGUCGGGAAAAAGAUCUUUUGAAAAUUCAGAAAGAUGUUGAUCUGGCAAGAAAUGUUCCUGGUAAGGUGAAAGUAGCAGCUCCAAACAUUCACAAGCACAAGAAAUGA